UGCCUCCCUUUCUGAAGAAUUUCGGGUUAGGAAGCCAUUUGUGGGGCAGAUGCAAGCCGGCAAGGGAUGAAGGGUGGUCUUCCUCUCGUUCCUGCCCUCCCAGAGGUACUGACGUCUCCUGUGCAAAUGUGUUUUAAAGAGACCAGCCUCUGUUAUUUCCCGGUGUUUGUCUGUCAGGCUGCCAGAGUCAACACGUGUGUGCUGGAGCCCUAGGCAUAACGCCCUCUCUCUCUCUCUCUCUCACGCACAUACACUGACAAUCAGCAGAGUUGCGACUCAGGGAAAAGAAUGACUCUGCAGAGUUUCACUCAGUGACCUCAGCGGCAAGCUGACGACUAAAAGCGGCCAGGAAACGUGGGGGAAGAGAUGGGCCACAUUGUGUCUGCCUGUCUGAGCGUCUCUCUGUGACAUGCAGCGAGCUUCUGGAGUGAGCAAGAUCUGACGGAAGAAACGGUGACUUGCAGUGCUCUCUCACCAUGGAGCUGACCGCGUGGCAAGGCAAUGACUCUGAGCCAGGGAACCAGACCGAGGAAAUGGACACUAAAUUCCUGCAGCCCGAGUGGCAGAUUGCCCUGUGGGCGCUCGCCUACUCCAUUAUUGUGGCGGUGGGAGUGUGCGGGAACCUGGUGGUCAUGUGGAUUAUUCUGGCCCACAAGAGGAUGCGGACAGUAACCAACUAUUUCUUGGUCAACCUGGCUUUCACCGAGUGCUCCGUGGCUGCUUUCAAUGCGGUCAUCAACUUUGUCUACGGCAUCCACAACGAGUGGUACUUCGGCCUCGGCUACUGUCGUUUCCACAACUUUUUCCCCAUUACUGCCAUGUUCGCCAGCAUCUACUCAAUGACUGCUAUCGCCCUGGACAGGUACAUGGCGAUCAUUCAUCCUCUGAAACCAAGACUGUCAGCAACAGCCACAAAGGUUGUGAUUGGAGUUAUUUGGGUGGUGGCAUUGUCACUGGCCUUUCCACAGUGCUAUUACUCCACAACAGAACAGUUUCCAGGCAGAGUGGUAUGUUACGUGGAGUGGCCUGAGAAUGCAGAGGACAGCACGAGCCAUGAAACUAUAUAUCAUGUCUGCGUAACAGUCUUUGUCUACUUCCUGCCUCUGAUGGUGAUGGGCUAUGCUUAUACCAUCGUGGGGAGAACACUGUGGGCAAGUGAAAUUCCAGGAGAUUCCUCAGACCGAUACAGGGAGCAGAUGAAUGCCAAGAGAAAGGUAGUGAAAAUGAUGAUAGUCGUGGUGACCACGUUCGCUGUGUGCUGGCUUCCCUACCACAUCUACUUCCUACUCUAUCUCUUCCAUCCAGAAAUUUACCAGAAGAGGUACAUCCAGCAAGUGUACCUGGCCAUCAUCUGGCUGGCGAUGAGCUCUACAAUGUAUAACCCGAUCAUCUACUGCUGCCUCAAUGAGCGGUUCCGAGCUGGAUUUCGUCGUGUUUUCCGUUGGUGUCCAUUUGUGAAAAGCAAAGAUUAUGAGGGGCUGGAGAUGAAAUCAACCAAGUUUCUCCAAACCCAGGGCAGCACGUAUAAGGUCAGCCGGAUGGAGACCACCGUAUCCACAGUCAUCAACCAGAAUGAGGAUGAUGUCGAUGACAAUGUCAAGGCAACAGAAUUGUCGCUGGACUUGAACUCCAACGGCUCCUCACGUAGCAUCUCAAAGGCUGGGUCUGAGUCCUCCACUCUCUCCUGCAAGCCAGAUCCCUAUUAAAUGGUCAGUUAGAUUCAUGCAAACCUACAGCACCAAGUGAGCGUUUCGAAACAGAUGACAAUCAAUGUUCAGAUACUAGGUCGUCACCAUCUCCUCGAUGGAUUACAAGAUAUCUCAGCCUGGUACUCCAUCAAAGUUAGUAACUAGGGUCCCACAUCAAACUGGAAGAAAUAAAUUGGGCUCCAGAGACUCAUUGGGCUGAAUGGCACACUUCUGUUCCCACGUCUUAUAGUGAUAUCACUUCAAUCCUACACCACACGUAUUCUCUUCUCUACAAAUCCAUCAUAAAAAUAGUCAUCCAAUGCUGUUGAGAAGCUUGUUUACAAAGUGUUAGCUGUCCAGUUCCUAACACAGCCUGACUCAUUCCAAAAGUGGUAAAAUGGUAAAACUAUCAAUUGCCCAUGACCACUCUCAAGCAAUAGGCAUGCGCCACUUCUCCCCGACCAUCAAACUACAAUAUAUCUGCUCCCUCAGCACCCAUUACACAGCACAACACAAAUCUGAGCUCUCUCCUUUCUAAACCGAUCCUUUGACAUUACAAAAACUGGUCCAUUAGGUUGAGAUUUACUGUAAGAAGACACAAAGAGCUUCUUCCAACAGCCAUUUAAGUUAACUGCUGCAGGCAAAUGGGACAACAAGAUCAGAGAACGCCAGAAUAUGAAAUUCUGGUACAAAGCAACCGUCAAAUCUUUAGCUUUUUUGCUUUCCCUUGGUAACAAAUGUUGAACUUCUGAAGAUGAUCCAUCAGACAAAUGCACCAUCAGUUCAGUGGUCACAUGGUACGUGGCUGAGGGGUCACUGGCAGAGGUACAGAUGAUGAGAGAUAUGAGGAAUGUGAGACUCAGGGAAACUGAGACUCAUGCAUUGUGUAACAUGGGAUAAUGUGGAGACCAGGGGAAUAUGAGACCCCAGGAAAUGGGAAUUAAAUGGAAUCUGAGAUAAGGGGAAUGUGAGAUAAGUGGGAUAUAUGUUAAGAGGGAUGUGAGAAAUGGGGGAUUUUGAGCUUGGUAGGAUGUGAAACAUUUGAAACUAUGUUGAAUGUGACACAAGAAGACUGUAAAAUAUGGAGGAUGAACACUUGAUAAGUGAGAUGAGAGACAAAGGGAAAAUUAGGUAACAGGGAUUGGAGUAAAGAGACGUGCACCAUGGUAACAUUCUUCCUGAGCUUUCUCAAUGCUGUGAAGUGUCCAGAUAAUGGGGCACAAGCCCUUGUGUCAGUGUGGGCCUUUGCAAUCUACACUACAGAGUAGCUCCAUCAUUUUUGUUUCCAUUUCUUCACAUUAUGCCAGAAUGGGUUAUUCCUGAAUCGAUCGGAUUGUGUUUGAUCUAUAGAGGAACAGGAACUCUGGAAGGAUACGUUUGCCCAUUGUGGAAUGGUGCAGGAUACUGUAGUAAUGCCACGUUAAUGCUCCUAAAUCAGUUCACAUGGUUGGAGUGCAGAUCAGAUUCCAAUACAACAUACCAAGGUUGAUCCUGCUGCCCCUGACUGCGGAUCUUGCAGAUGUCCAAAAGUGGCCUAAAACAAUGUCCCUACAGCCACAACAUGACAUCCCAACUCCUCCACUCAAUACAUUGCCCAGUAAAGACAAUUAUACCAAACACCUUCUUCACAAUCCAAUCUACUGGCGACUCAACUUUCAAGGAACGAUGAACCUGCACUCCAGGGUUUCUUUGUUCAGCAACACUUCCCAGGGCCUUACCAUUAAGUAUUAUAGGAGGGAUGAUGUGAAACGUGAAAGGGUUCCAAAAAGAUUUACAAGGAUGUUGCCAGGCUUGGAGGGUUCAAGCAAGAGUGAGAGGCUGGAUACACUGGCUAUUUUCCCUGCAGUGUCAGAGAUUGAGGGGGGAUAUGAUAGAGAUUUAUAAAAUCUUGAGAAGCAUGGAUAGGGUAAAUAGACAAAGUCCUUUCCCCAGUGCUUGGAGUCAAAAGCUAGAGGUCAUUUGUUGAAAGCGAGAGUGGAAAUAAUUAGAAGGGAUCUGAGAGGCAACGUUUUCAUGGAGUGGAGCAUGUAUGGUAUGAGCUGCCAGAGAAAAUGGUGGAGGUUGAUCUACUUGCAAUAUUCAAAAGGCUUCAGGUUGCUUAUGUGAAUAGGCAGUGUUCAGAGGUAUGUGAACCAACUGAUGACAAAUGGAUCUAGAUUCAUGUGGGAUAUCUGGUUGGCAUGGACAAAUUGGAUUGUUUCUGUGUUGUAUGUCUCUAUGACUCUAUGUCUUCCUCAGUUUCCUGUUGGUGUUCUGUUUGGGGUCUCUCCGGUGACACAGCUCACAUCCUAAAUCCUACUGUUCUCUCAUAGUGACACCAGUGCUGAACAGACAAAUGGACAUAUCUCAAUAGCCUGAUUCUCACAAUCACUGUCACUCUCGAGACUCAUACUACUAUUUUUAAUCAUUCCCUAAGGGUACACCUCAAGAAGACAGUGAUGAGUCUUUUUCUUGAACCAAAUAUAGAAGAGCUCUCAUGGCUGUUUUAGGCAUGGACAUCCAAGUCUUUGACCCAGUGACAAUGUGGGAAGUGAUUCUCCCUUGUGGGCAAGAUUAUAGGGUGCAAUAGCUGGUUCAUGAUAGUAAAGCGUGCUCACUUAUCACUCUGUACAAUGCUGUGGUCAUGAAAAUGUAGUAACUUGCAAAUCAAUGAAAACAAUCAGAAAUCUCUUGUGUCAUGACAAUUGAAGUUACAGAGCCAUUGUUGAAGAUAAUGUCCUUCUGGAUCCUCCUGAUGGAAUAUAGGUGUUUCUCUGUCUCAAAAGAGUUUUCAACAAGAUGUUUUCUGGAAAGUGUUUUCUAAACACUUUCAUCUGUUCCUUGGAUUUUGCAACUGGAUAUCUUUCAGUUUUUAAUUUUACAAUGUUUUGGGGAAAGAGGGCAUGAGAGUCAGGCUUUGCAAUUGCAAGGCCAUUUUGAUUAGUUGACAGAUGGGCUGAAUGGUCUCAUUCCAUCAUUCUGAAGUCAGUAGGAUUAUUGGUUUAGAUCUCCCACAGUUGGCAACUUAAAGCUCAAAGUGAAACUGGUAAGAAAACUAACUACACAAAUUUGCUUCAGUUCAGUCAAUUACAGAAGGUAUUGAAUGUUUUUCCCUUCACAGCUUCAUAGUGGAGAAAAUGACCAUCUGAGAUCAAUGUUUGGCAGGCAUGUCAAUGCCACGAAAGUGUUGCUGUAUUGCCCUCUUGUGGUGAAAAGCAAACCUGGCCCACUUGCACUUUCGCAAUCUCAUGCAGAUUAACAUUUUCUGGAAACGGGGCGUACUGUUGCUCCCCUGUGAAUAGUUUACCCAAAUUAAUCAAUUAAGAAUCUAUUAUUUGGUGAGGGAAGGUCAUCUACCUGGUUCCAAAGGCUUUUGAAAUUUUAACAUAUUCAAACCAUGUGAUGGGAGGAACUUGAUAGAUGGAAUAAAAUUUGGAAAAAUGUGUUAUGUUUCAAGUUGAGAGGAAAACAAAAAAAUCAAAAAUAUUUCAUAAUUAGUGAGAGUUUAGCAUUUAAGUGACCUGAGUCUCCUUGUUCAUGAGUCACUGAAAGCGAUUUGCAAUUGCAGAAAGCAUUGGGGAAGGUGAAUGGUAUCUCCAAAUGCAUUGUCUGCUGAUGGGAAACGGUUGAGGAGACUAAACAUACAUUCCAUAGAGUUUGGUAAAAUGAGAGGUAAUCCCACUGAAAUAUUCUAAAUGUUUGCAGGGAUAGUAACAACCGCAGAUGCUGGAGUCAGAGAUAACAUGGUGUGGAGCUGGAGGAACACGGCAGGCCAGGCAGCAUCAGAUGAGCAGGAAAGUUGACAUUUGGGUCAGGAACCUUCUUCGUUUCUGAAGAAGGGUCCUGGCCUGAAAUGUCAACUUUCCUGUGCCUCUGAUACUGCCUGGCCUUCUGUGUUCUUUCUGCUCAACACUGUGUCAUAUCAUGUUUUUCAUGGACUGGUUUGGGGAUUGUGUUGAGAGCCAGGGUCACCGUCUGAGAAUAUUUCAGGCUGAGAUCAGGAGAAAUUCCUACAUUCAGAGUGUGCUGAACAUUUAGACUUGUCUACCCAAGAGAUCAAUGUAGGCCUCAACAUUGCCAGAUCUAAAGGUAUUAGAAGCAUGAAAGGGUACAGGCAUCAUGUACAAAAAUAACACUGAUGCAGAAAAUCAGCAAAUGAUGGAGUUGACUGAUAGAGCAGGCUUGAGGGGCCGAAUGGCCCCCUUUCUGCCUCCCUAUUUCACAUACUCUUAUUUUCCUAUUCAUGUGCUCUCUGGGCUGUGAUUGUUGUGUGCUCUGCAUUCUGAGUAGGGGGAUAGUGCUGUUUCUGACUUACGCUGCAUGAUCUUUCCAGUGGCGGGUUUCUUUUCUUGAAGGUGAAUAGAAAUUUGGUCACUUCCAACGUGAUAUUCAACAACUCCACUCCUUUACCAGCACUUACUUUUCCAUUGAAAUACUGCAUCACUGUGCACUCAAUAUCAGAAAUGAAGAUUCAUUGCCCAUCUCAAUGGGCAGUAAAUACUGGCCUAGCCACAUGCCUUGAAUAUUUUCCUUGAACCCAGGGAUCAACAUAAAGCAGCUGCUGUGGCCUACUUCAUAUACUUGAUAAAUUGGCGCAGCAAAUUGAAGUGAUUGGAUGAGAUUCAAACAGCAUCCCUUUGUUUCAAUCUAGGUUUGAGUCAGAGGGUCUGAAUGUGGUAUUGAAACCAAAUCCUUCUUUUUGAACCAUUUGUGCUGUGAAUGUUCUGUCUCUUCAGCUCUGAGGUGGACCAAAAUCACAUUCCAUAAUCAACAAAGAAAGCAGCUGUUAUAUUUCCAUAGGAAUCAUUGAAAACCGAAACAAAAUAAAAUGAAAUAUUCCUUAGGUGCCACUAAAUAUUUAACUGAGAGUCCAGGCACUUCGCUGUCUUUCCAAAUUCAGGUCCUUGCUGAAUGUACAAGCCUGUCCUGCAAAAAUGGCACUGCAGUUCACUUUAUCCAUUUUGGGAAAUUUAUAUUGCAGUCCAUUUUAAUACCAACCCAUGCUGACCAGGAAGUGAUUUAAUCACAGGGAAUCUCAAUACUUCACUAUAACUGAAUAAUGAAUGUCUUGCUUCAUGAGGAGACACAAACAAGAAAUACAAAUACACGGGGGCCUGACUAUUUUAAUGAAUGUGAGAUAGGGUUGAGUUACUCGACAUUGCAAGUGUGAAUUGAGUGCAAUUCAAUUAUCGAUAAGAAUAUAUGUCUCCUUUCAUAAAUGUUGGUGUGAGGUUAACUUGAAGUUAGUUCUGAUGAAUGAUUCAUUGCUCUCCAUUAAGGCAAUAAAGCGACUAGCUGACCUUUGAAAGUAGUAGAAACACUUGAACUUAAUUGACUAGAAGUUAUGGUUGUGAAUUAUUGUCAAUGACACAACAGGGGUAAAAAAAUUCAAGAAAAAAGAUUUACGGAAAACAAUUGUGUAUUCAACAUGCCUCAUUCAUUCACUCUGAUAUGAUUGGUUCAGAACAAAAAGGUCAAAGAACAUACUUUACAUUUGUAGACUUGUACUGAUAUUCUGAGAUGACUGCCUCCAAAUGCUGAAUGCUGGGCUCCCAGGGUUGCUAUGGAAAUGAAAUUCCAAUCUACGUUCCAGCAACUGUCAGUCUUUUUGUUCUGUCACCUAGCAACAGCAUAACCAUUCAUAAACAACAAUCAGAAAGCCAAAGGAAGAAAAUCAAGGAGAGUUUCUUAAUGCUCAAGUGGAAAGGCUUUAAUGUCUGAAAUGUUAAAUGGAAUCUGCCAUCUCCGAAACUCACUGUGGUGCAGAUGGUAUUUUUGCCAUAAACAAUCUAUUGUGUGCUUUGUAUAUUUAUGUCUGUGAUAGAAGGCUGUUAUCCUAUUGUGAUUAAUCAAUAACACAAGAUUGAGAUGAAA
Molecule: messenger RNA, 7541 nt
Organism: Stegostoma tigrinum
Lineage: Eukaryota; Metazoa; Chordata; Chondrichthyes; Orectolobiformes; Stegostomatidae
Product: substance-P receptor-like
Exons: 5
Coding region: 477-1706 (409 amino acids)
Biological process (GO): G protein-coupled receptor signaling pathway; positive regulation of flagellated sperm motility
Cellular component (GO): sperm midpiece; plasma membrane
Molecular function (GO): substance P receptor activity
Source: RefSeq, a predicted model, not a curated record